Molecule: messenger RNA, 1907 nt
Organism: Nothoprocta perdicaria
Lineage: Eukaryota; Metazoa; Chordata; Aves; Tinamiformes; Tinamidae
Gene: C1QL3
Product: complement C1q like 3
Exons: 2
Coding region: 34-801 (255 amino acids)
Molecular function (GO): protein binding
Source: RefSeq, a predicted model, not a curated record
CGGCUGCUCGCGGCCGGCGCCCUGGGGGUGGUCAUGGUGCUGCUGCUCGUCAUCCUCAUCCCGGUGCUCGUGAGCUCGGCGGGCACCUCGGCGCACUACGAGAUGCUGGGCACCUGCCGCAUGGUCUGCGACCCCUACGGCGGCACCAAGGCGCCCAGCACGGCCGCCACCCCCGACCGCGGGCUCAUGCAGUCGCUGCCCACCUUCAUCCAGGGGCCCAAGGGGGAGGCCGGCCGGCCGGGCAAGGCCGGGCCCCGCGGGCCGCCCGGGGAGCCGGGGCCGCCCGGGCCGGUGGGGCCGCCGGGGGAGAAGGGCGAGCCGGGGCGGCAGGGCCUGCCGGGGCCGCCCGGGGCGCCGGGGCUCAACGCGGCCGGCGCCAUCAGCGCCGCCACCUACAGCACCGUGCCCAAGAUCGCCUUCUACGCGGGCCUCAAGCGGCAGCACGAGGGCUACGAGGUGCUCAAGUUCGACGACGUGGUCACCAACCUGGGCAACCACUACGACCCCACCACGGGCAAGUUCACCUGCUCCAUCCCCGGCAUCUACUUCUUCACCUACCAUGUGCUCAUGCGGGGCGGCGACGGCACCAGCAUGUGGGCCGACCUGUGCAAGAACAACCAGGUUCGGGCUAGUGCAAUCGCCCAGGACGCUGAUCAGAACUACGACUAUGCCAGUAACAGUGUGGUGCUUCACUUGGAGCCAGGAGACGAAGUUUACAUUAAAUUAGAUGGCGGGAAAGCACACGGAGGAAACAACAAUAAGUACAGCACAUUUUCUGGAUUUAUUAUUUAUGCUGACUGAUGUUGAGUGAAAAGACCCACCAAACCAGCCCAAAAAUGAAGCUCUUCUAGGAAAUGGAUUUGCGUGGCAGAAGUCAAUGAAUCAAGCACCCCAGCGGAGAUCGACCAGAGAACACCUCAGUAGUGGGGAAAAAACAAAUGCUACCUGAUCCACAUCUGUACGACACUGAGAAACCUUACCUUCAAAAAAAUCACGAAGCGAGUCCAACAACAGAUGUGUGAUCCACUACCGCCAAAGCAAAUACUCCUUUAUUGUUAGUGUCCAUGUGAACCAAGUCCUACAUAGAUCAGAUUUUUAUAGAAAAGAAAAAAGAAAACCCUAAAGACACUGAGUUAUCUCUUCAGUGUAUAUGGUACUUCAGUGUGUUAUGAUCUUGCUGCUUUAUCCAUACAUCAGCUUCGGUUCUUGUGACUCACUUGCUAACAGUGAUGCUUGGAGUCCACUCAGUGUGGUGAGGGCUGAUUUGACAAUAAAGGGAAGAGGUAUCAAAAUACACUCUCUCUCUCUCUCGCUCUCUCUCUCCAAAGGAAUUGUUUGCCUUGUACUUUUCUUAUCCUUCCACUUCAAACUAGAAACUAAUCAGCUUCAAGCCUUAACUCGGUGUUCCCGCUUUGUAGGUUUACAUUAGAUUUUUAACAUAAAAUCAAACAACUGAAGUUGUUUAUCUUGUCUUCCCCUUAGUUGUGUUCUAAACGAAAAAGAAGGGUAGAAGAAAUACUUUUCUUUUCUGAAAAAUYUAUUGUCUGACGAACUAUUAUAUUGGACCAGAUCCUUGAUUCCGCUGAAGCCAAUGGCAAGUGUCCCACUGAUUUCGGUGGAAAUGGGAUUUGGCUCUUGAUAUGUAAACAUGUGUAAAUACAUAUUUAGACAAAUUUUCAGGCCCAUUCUCGAUGGUCGAUUGUGUAAAUAUUUAGCAGGCCUAACGUGCAUCUCCUCAGACCAAGUUAGAGUAUUUUCUUUGCAGCAAUCAGUCUUCAAUAUCUCUUAGUCUGUACUUGGAAACUUCUUUUAGUUAAAUAGUUACAACUAAACACACUGCUGAUGUCCAACUAGAAUUUCAUAUUAAUAUAACGAGUCAAAACCUUAUUCACAUUCAGUGUCUUGUC